This is a messenger RNA of Purpureocillium lilacinum, 1011 nucleotides long. The record is from RefSeq and is a predicted model, not a curated record. Lineage: Eukaryota; Fungi; Ascomycota; Sordariomycetes; Hypocreales; Ophiocordycipitaceae.
AUGCGCAUAUGCAUACAUACUGUACGUAGGUGGGCGCAUCAGACGGGACGGAAACAGGUCUGUGGUAGGUGUGAGGGUGUCGUCCCGUCUCGAGUGCCGUCUCGACUGAGGUGCUUGCCCCGGUUGGCUCCAGGGCUGCUGCCGCAGAUGGUACUCCGUCAAAUACUUGUACUACCCGAUACCAAUUGGCAACCCGCCGUCACCUCGCCUCGCCUCGCCUCGCCUCGACACGGCAGACGGGCGGCACUUCUCGUAACACGUAGCCUACAUGGCGCUCUCCGUGUCGAUGCCACCAUGGCACGAGGCAAGUACUUGGCCCCCCCGACAGGCACGAGUCUCUCUUCAACAGUGGACACACGUCCACGGCGGAACCACCACCCCCCCUGGUCCCGUCGCCACACCCACUUCAGGGACUGGACGCACGCACAUGGCAUGGAAUGGCACGGGAAGCUUGGAAGCCACACGGCCCGGGCGUCACCUUCUUGGGGUGGCUCGGGUGCUGCCGCUGGGACGCCUGGAGCAGUCGCGCAGAGGCCCGUCCACGGGUCCCUGGAGUGGACCCCCAGCCUCUCCGGGCUCUUCCCCUGCUCCACCAUCACGCCUGGAAGAACACCACCAGCAGCCUCACCUCGCCUCCCCGUCCGCUCUUCGUCAACAGGUCAGCCACGGGGAGGGGGGCAGAAUUUCGUCAAUGGAUUGUCCAUUGCCUGUCGCUGUGACGCCGAUCAAGGUUACGGACACUAUCAUUGCCGUACCUGCCCUGCCCUGCGAAAUUGGCCACGUCGGCCUCCCCCCGAGCAGAAUCAAUUGCGCUGCAGACUCCAUCUUCCAAUGCGAUGCAGCAGCACGCCGCAGGGUGAGCGCCGGGCUGCAGCCACCCACCUUCAGUGCCUACCCAACCGAGAGGCAGGCGUGCCUGGCGGCUGCGCUUGCGUGAGUGACCGUACGGCUCUCGCCCCUGGCAGCGUAGCACAGCGCGCACGCACGCACACGACUUGUCAUCGUCCAUGA